Molecule: messenger RNA, 1195 nt
Organism: Triticum aestivum (bread wheat)
Lineage: Eukaryota; Viridiplantae; Streptophyta; Magnoliopsida; Poales; Poaceae
Exons: 3
Coding region: 773-1195 (140 amino acids)
Source: RefSeq, a predicted model, not a curated record
GAUCCCUAUAGAAAAAGGGAUCAGAGGUCUGUUAUGCGCCGCCGCCUGCCGUCGUCGGAGGCCUCGAAUGAGGAUGGAGCGGUGUUUGAGCAGAGGCGCCCAAAUAAGCAGCUCCUCGAAACAGGAGCAACUCCUCGAAGCAAUCCUUUCCGGGCUACAAUCAGAAACAUGCCCGCUUUCAAAUUCAGUCUCCGAGUUGCCAUCGGUACCCGCCAGUUUUAAGAGGAAGACGAUCAACAGGUCCAUCGACAUCAAGUUUCAGAGUGACCGCCAUCAGCAACUCAGGCGAUCUCGAGAUCUCUUCGCCGGCGACCGUCCAUCAAGGCCCUCAGCAGCUAUAACCGAUGGUCCCCUCUAGCCAAUCUGGUGUUUUACUUAUCCUGCAGAUAUUAUUUUUACCCCUGAAUCAGUUCUUCAUCUAAAUCCUCUUGCAGAUACAAGGUAGGAAUCGUUUAGAAACGAGUGGUCAAAAUUCAUUGCAUCGUGUGUGAGCGGAAAAUAGCAUAAUUGCAGUUUUGCGGUUGGAAAUCAGCAAAAAUUACAUAUUGUUUGGCAGAGGAAGAAGAUCAACUGGACCGGCUCAGUAGUUUGCCUGAUGGCGUGUUGCUCGAUAUUGUAGGGCGACUUGACAUCGCAGAUGCUGCUAGAACCAGAAUCCUCGCCAGACGGUGGAAGGAGAUUCCUACUAUGCUCUCCAAAAUUUUAUUAACAGUUGGUCCCUUUGACGAUGUGCGCAAUAGAGGGUUGACCUCUGAUGAUGUAGCUCGGGCCAAUGCCACCGUGCUUGGAGCGAUCAGGAGCAUGCUGGAAAGCAGGACUACAAGUCUAUGCACCAUUAACCUCCUGUGUCUGCAAUUCUUCUUGGCCGAUGGAACUCUCAGUAUUGGAGAAGGUGUGGGAUCAUCGAUGUGAGAUGAUAGUGGACGGGGAGCAGAGGAGGCGGUAUGGGUUCAGCGAGGACAAGAAGGAUGCGCACGUGCUGUCGACAGCACCGGCAUCCGAUUUCAAGCACCGCAAUUUGUCCGUGCUCAGGGUCUUUGGGUUUCAGUGCGAGGACAAGAUUGUGAACUGCGUCGAAAGUGUCAUGAAAGCGUCGGCAGCCCUGGAGGACGUAUACAUGUAUGAGAAGCCAGUGUGCGAGUACUGUAAGCACACGGCACGGAAGGAUUGGGCAUGGGGAUCAGCUCGCGUGUAA